This is a messenger RNA of Centropristis striata (black sea bass), 781 nucleotides long. Its product is annotated as claudin-10-like. Gene Ontology annotation, molecular function: structural molecule activity. NCBI's taxonomy places the organism in Eukaryota, Metazoa, Chordata, Actinopteri, Perciformes, Serranidae. The transcript is spliced from 5 exons. The record is from RefSeq and is a predicted model, not a curated record. Bases 62 to 781 code for a protein of 239 amino acids. Gene Ontology annotation, cellular component: bicellular tight junction; plasma membrane. Gene Ontology annotation, biological process: cell adhesion; bicellular tight junction assembly.
GAGGCUAUUUUAUUUCUUCUCAUUUUCUUGAAUCUGUUAAAAGACUUCAUACAUUUCUUAAAUGUCAGGCUUGCAGAUCCUGGCUCUUGUCAGCGGCCUGGUCGGGCUGGGCGCCACUAUCGGCGCCACAGUUUCCAAUGAAUGGAGGGCAACUAGUCGGGCAUCCUCGGUCAUCACAGCAACCUGGGUGCUCCAAGGUCUGUGGAACAACUGUGCUGGGAAUGCUAUUGGAGCUCUGCACUGCAGACCACAUCAUACUAUCUUUAAGCUGGAAGGCUACAUCCAAGCAUGCAGGGGAUUGAUGAUUGCAGCAGUCAUUCUGGGCUUUUUUGGUUCUAUAUUUGCCCUUGUUGGAAUGAAAUGUACCAAGAUUGGAGGAACUGACAAAAACAAAGCCAGGAUUGCCUGCUUUGCUGGAGUAUGUUUCAUUCUUAGUGGCCUCUGCUCACUUUCAGCGUGCUCCCUCUAUGCUCACCGGAUAACAACCGAGUUUUUUGACCCAAUGUUUAUGGCACAAAAGUAUGAACUGGGAGCUGCUCUCUUUAUCGGCUGGGCAGGUUCCAUCCUCUGCAUCAUCGGAGGAGGCAUGCUCUGCUUCUCCAUCAAAGGUUCUUUUAGCAAAAGCCACAGUCAGGGAAAGUAUAUCUACAAAGGUGCUGCCUCACACUCUCAUAUCUCCGCUUACCCAAGAGGGCAGGCGAUGUCUGUAAACCAGAGGCCGCCUCCUGACUAUAGCAACUCCUCCAGGAUGCAGCACUUUGAUAAGAAUGUGUAUGUGUGA